AUGCCGGAGCCAACUGGAAGUGGGUCUGAAGCUGGCUCAUCGACAUCACAGGUCACGAGCCAAUUAGCCUACCUAGUUCCUCACUUUGACCCGGCCAAGGAUGACAUGCUGAUUUACCAGCAGAAAGUCGAAUUGGUGACAGCAGCCUGGCCAAAGGAUAAGUACGUGGAACUGGUGACACGUUUAAUCCUCAACUGCCAAGGCUCUGCAUUUCAGAAACUGCAAUUACAUCAGUCAGAACUGCUAUCCAAUGAUGAAUCUUCGAUACAGAAGUUGAUAUCUCUCUUGGGCGGAAGCUGGCGGAGAAUUCCCUUGGAGAAACAGUUCGAUGAAGCCGAACAAGCACUGUACCACUGCCAACAGAAAGGCGAUGAAUCCAAUGAUUCAUACUUAGCCCGGUCAGAGAUUCUUUGGAGUCGCUUGUUAGCUAGGAAACUGACACUGGAAGAUCUUCAGGCAUUUAUCGUGCUCAGAGGAAGUUCUCUGACACCAGAGGACAAAAAGCGCGUGAUCUUGGAGUCUGACCGAGAUAGUGCAGGGAAGUUGACAAGCCAAAAGGUCUCUGAGGCCAUUCGGAUGUUGGGAGCAAAUUUCUUCAUGGACAUGACAGGUCAACGCCGUGGCAAGACCAAGGUCUAUGAUCAACAUGCUCUGACGGUGGAAGAUGUGCCUGAAUCAGCCGAUGGGCUGAUAGCAGCCGAUGAAAUGACCGAGGAAGACUUUGUGGACACGCUGAUCACAGAGGGCGAAGAUGAGGAUGCAGCCAUGAUUGCUGACUUCGAGGCAGCAGCCUCGGACGUAAUCCAAGAGGACCUGGAAAUGGCUCAAGCUUUUACAGCCUACAUGGAAGCCCGCCGACGGUUGUCAGAGAAAUAUCGCAACCGGGGUUUCUGGCCGACUAGCAAGGGUUCCAACCAGUUCAACAAGGGUAAGUUUUCAGGAAGUGGUGGCAAGUCUUUUGGAAAGGGUUCCAAGUUUGGCAAGGGUCGCAAGACUUUACAAGACCGGAUUUUACAGAGCAACUGCAGGGCGUGUGGACGCCGGGGUCACUGGAAAGCUGAAUGCCCCUACAAAGGGGGAACAACAUCUCAGUCUGGUAUGAGUGGCAACGGUAGUAGCACUGCUCCAACAACGACGCUGGUGACCGAUCUUGCAAGCUCAGGUGCAGAUGAAGCUUUGCCUCUGGAGUUCUUAGGAAUUGCAGAGUCCGAUGUUUGGGCAACCAGUACAUUUGUGUCCGAAGAUGCCGAAAAGUUGCAGUCCCAAAAGCCGAACUGGGUAGGAUCAGCCAUGCGUACCAACCCCAAAGAUGAGAAUCCCGAAGAAUAUUCAGGUGAACAGGUUGCCGUGCAAGUGGAGGAUCUCAGCCACUUGACACUGGAAGAGCUGGGUCCGGAGCUUGUGGACUUUGGUCAGAAACACCGUGGCCAGAGCUUCCACGAGACGUGGAAGGAUCAAGAGUGGGUGUCAUGGAUGACAAAGCACUAUGGAGCAAGCACCAAAACAGCCCACCGUCGGUUCAUACGAUAUGUGGAGUUGAAGCUGGAUUACCACGAAGCUCACCAGAUGCCAAUUCCAGUCGUUCCACAAGGCAGCCUACCCAUGACAACCUCAGGUGUCCAAAGCUCAGCCAAAGCGGGUGGCCCAAGCCCAGGGAUGAUUGCGGCAAAAGCCAAGACCCGACCUUUGUCCCAAAGUUCAAUCCAUUUGCCGGACAUGGAGGACGCCGGAUGGGCGUUGGAACCCGGGACAUACACCCAGGGGACUAUGAGCUCGGAUCCCAAUGUGGAGGCAAUGCAGCAACGGAUGUUGCACCUGGAAAAUGCUCUCUCAAGAGUCAUUCACCACCUCGAGAUGACUGCGGGCCAGACUCACCCAGCUCAGCAGAUCCCCAUCGAGGAGACGUCCGAUGUGGAGAGCCCUCAUCUAGGAUGA
Messenger RNA from Cladocopium goreaui, 1935 nucleotides. Lineage: Eukaryota; Dinophyceae; Suessiales; Symbiodiniaceae. The record is from the annotation of a GenBank genome assembly.